This is a messenger RNA of Notechis scutatus (mainland tiger snake), 2929 nucleotides long. It is a transcript of the gene SWSAP1, whose product is annotated as SWIM-type zinc finger 7 associated protein 1. The record is from RefSeq and is a predicted model, not a curated record. Gene Ontology annotation, cellular component: Shu complex. Gene Ontology annotation, molecular function: single-stranded DNA binding. Gene Ontology annotation, biological process: double-strand break repair via homologous recombination. NCBI's taxonomy places the organism in Eukaryota, Metazoa, Chordata, Lepidosauria, Squamata, Elapidae.
CUGAGACACAUACUACUACUACUACUACUACUACCACCACCACUGCGAUCUCCUUCCCAUUACAUGCCCAUCUAGUGCGGACUCCACCCCACUGUUUGUAUUCUAGCAGGAUCCCUUGGAUAGUCCGUCUCGUUCAUGUUUCUGCUUAAACAGCCUAGUUCUGUAUCUGGCCAAAGGCAGGCGUUUCUGAGAAGCUGCAUUUUCCCCACUGUGAAUCUGCCAGUCUCUUGGCAGCCCAUACGAAAGCAUCGCAGGCAGCCACGUAUUAUAAAAGAGGAGAAACUUGCCAAACUUUCCUGCACGUGCUUCCUCCGUCACUUUCGGUAACACUUCUGAGAACAAAGCUAACGAAGAAACUAAUCAAGGAAAUGGAUCGAUAAAAGUCAAGGCGCCUGUCGUUUUAUUUUUUUAAAAAAAUGCAUCCCGAAAUCGGCACUCGAAAAAUCGCAGCGUAGUCGCACUUCCAACGCCCAAGUCGCGAGAACCAAGCAGCACCCAUCCUCAAGAAGCUCUUUCUCGGAGUCACGUUCCAAUCCACGUGUCAGAAAGUUCUAAAAACGUAUACACGGAUUGGCCGCCUUUGGGUGACUGUCGCUUCUGAUUGGCUUAAAUUGUCGACGUUGUUUGUGUGCCUCCUGAAUACAGCUACGUUGGCGGCAUUAAUCAUUGGGCGGGUUCACUGUAAUGCAGGCUUUGGAUUGGUUGCUGAGCGCCCGGGCUUCUAAUUAGGGUUCUGCUCUAGCUAUGUCGGACGAGUUUCUGGAGUUGGUGGGAGCGGUAUCGGUUGGGCCUCGGCCGCGGCCGUUGUUGCUUCUCGGUCCUCCCGGCUCGGGUCGUUCAGCACUGUUGUUCCGCGCAGCACUAGCAAGUGCUUCCAUUGUCUCCUCGACUCGCGUGUUGUUUUUGGCACCGCGGGCUCUGGAGCGGCUUCCGGGCGGGAAGGCAGCUGGAGGAGGAGCAAUCCAGAAAAUCCAUUUCCUGUACCCCUCUUCCUUCCAGGAGCUACUACAACUGGUGGCCUCCCUGCACCAAACCUUACCUAAUAGCCCCUCCAUGAUCGCACUGGAUGGUUUGGAAGAAUACCUGAACAGUUGUUCCAGUGCCUGUACAGCAGCCCAACUUGUAGCCCUGUUGUUGGACACAUCUAAUCAUUUCACUCAGAAACGUAGCCAUUUGGCUGUGGGUUGCCAACUGAUUGUUUCCAUGAGGUUUCUGGGAGAAGCUGGGGAAGAAGCAGAACAUUUCUCAGCCAUCGAACGCUACUUCCCAGCAAAACUGUGGCUGCAUCCAGACACUGGGAAAGAUGUUGGUUUAGAUAAUCAAAGUUUAACCAAGCUGAUUAGGGCACAACUUUUCCAACCAGGGACAAAGGAUCAAGAAUGGAUGGUGAAAUUUGAUGCACAAGGUAGCAUGACAAUCUCUCUAUUGCCAUGCAAAAAUGAAAGUGAGAAUGAAACCGUUUUUGGAAAUAGAUGUUCUGUUUCUGAAGUUGAUACCACUCUGCCUAGCUCCCAGACUUAAGGACUUCUGGACAAUCCUGCUCUGCAGCAAACACACCUUCCAUUAAUACUGAAUAUGAUUUUUUUUUAAAUCAAAGUUUGGGUUUUUCAUUUAGACUGAGCUGGCAAAUUGACGAUUAAAAGAAAUUUAAUCAAUUUUAUUGUUGCACAAAGUUGGAGGUAUUGUAUACUAUUUGGUCAGUUAGGAGAGUAUUCUCUGCACUGUGGAAAGGGUGGUGGCUUGGGCUGCUCCAAUUUCUUCUCAUUGACAUGGAUUUGUUAGCCCUUGGAAGAGAGGAGGGGAUCCCAUAAAGUUCUAUCAGGAAGCUAUGUAGAAGAAGCCUUCUAAAAUGUCUACUUGGAAAGUGUCAAAACGGCUUUUCGGGACUUCAGCUGCUAUUUACUAACUGGCUGGAAAUGAAACCAGAUUAAGGAAUCCCUUUUCGGAUUUCAGACCCAGUCUUUGCUUUGGCUAAAGUGAUGGCCUGAUAUUCAUUGUGCGUUAUGUUUACAUGGACUCUGAUCAGUGGAUUUUCCUGCUUAUCUCCACUGAAUCAAUAAAAAGGCCACCCCUUUCAUUGCUUUAUUAGUGAACUUGUAAAAAUACUUUUAAUGCCAUAAUUUCAGGCACACACAUACCUAAAAUGCAGCUUUUGCUACUCUUAUUGUGAACUUAUGAAAAAAAAAUAGCAGUGAAAGACAAUAAUUAGAGGGGAAAGGAUCUUCCAUUAGCCAAUGGGAGGAAACUGCCUGUAGUGAGAUGGGACAUAGCGAUCAUGCCAGGCAGCACCACUUGAGCUGACCCGACAGAAAACUUAAGUGUCAACUUUGAAUCGAACUUCACGGAAGCCAUUUUUCUAUUCCUCGGUUGCUACACAGGGGGAAGGGGAAGGAAGAUGAUAUGUGUUGCUAGACAAAACACAGAACUCCUGGGAACCAAGGUCAUCUCUACAGGUGGUGAAUAGAGAUGGGGAGGAGUGCCUGGAGAGCCCGCCAAUUAACCUAAUUGGUCAACAUGACCUGUGACUUUUGGGGAGGGAGUUAUUUCCUAUUAAACUGAAACCAUGGGAAACAUUUAGAGUUGGUUUUCCCAUUGGAUUGUGCCGAUAUAAUGUAUCUAAUAAAGAAGUUCUUAGAGGAAGACCUUAGCCUCAGAAUUCAGAUUUGCUUGGGUUUGUUAGUCAGGAUCAUGACAUUAAGCUUGAAGUGUAGCGGGAAAAAAUGGGCAGAGAUUGCUUUAAGAAAUGGGGCAGGGUCAUCAUGUAUAUGACUCCAGAGCAAGACUCUCCAAACUCUUCAACCCCUUUCAGAUGAUUCAUUGAUCCCCCAAUUAUAUGAAAAUAAUAAAUUCAGUAACAUUACUUUAAUAGCGCUACAAGUAAUAUAUCUUUAGUUCCAUUGACCUUUUGGAGUUGAUAUUGCUCACUUUG